Molecule: messenger RNA, 1671 nt
Organism: Colletotrichum karsti
Lineage: Eukaryota; Fungi; Ascomycota; Sordariomycetes; Glomerellales; Glomerellaceae
Exons: 2
Coding region: 1-1671 (556 amino acids)
Source: RefSeq, a predicted model, not a curated record
AUGUCCGACUCCGGCACAUCCUCAGCGGACAUCAUCACUUACAUCGGCGUACCCCUGGCCGUUCUCGGCGUUCUCCCGAUUCUGUACAACACCGUAGCCACCCUCGCCGCCCGCUCGCGCAUCUUGCGCAUGCUCCGUCAUGCCAGACUGACCGCCCUCACCCGCUCGGACGUUGUCAACCGUGUCAUUGAGGUCGACCUCCCUCGGUAUGCCGUCACUCCAUGGGACCGGUUCGACCAUCGCGAGGAGUACUGGGCUCUGUCCCGGCACCCGUCAUCCAUCCCGGGCGGUAGUUGGACGACCUUCAACUGGCGCACGAAUACCAUUGGCCUGAAGACUCAGCGUGUCGAAUAUGCGGACCAGCUGCGGCAGCCCCAAGUCGAUGUCACUUUUGAUGAGUUGAUCUGCUACCUCCUAGACCUCGGUGCCGUGCCUGAUCCUCACGGUUGGAGGUUACUCAGGAGUACCGGCCUAUGGACCCCAGUUGGAUGUACUCUGAUGAAGAGCCCCGAUGAUCAACAUAAAGCUCUCACCGUCGCGCCGCUUAACGACUCAGACGGCCAUCUGUCACUGGCAGUAACUUGGUCUUCCCACUGGACCACCAGAAGCCAUGAGUCUUUACCUCCCUACUGGGUCCGCCUUCCGCCUCCUCCAGCACUCGAAAACCAGGACGAGGAACCCAAAGAUACGAUCACCGAAGAAUCAGACACCGCAUCAGACACCAAGAAAGUCCCCUCCCCAACGUCCUCCGUCGACUCCAUCUCCCGCGCCGUCACCACCAACGCCCAGAAGCCCAUAGCCUGCAAGAUAUCCAGCCACGGCCUCAUCAGCGCCAUCCCCGAAGACGAGGACCACCCCACCACAAGCCUCUACAUCGACCACGUCCGCGUCCGCCCCGGCUCCUCCACGGGCGUCUGGUUCGCCAGCGCCGCCACCGCCUACGGCACCUCCAGCACCACCAUGCUCUGGAACUACCGCAUCCCGGACGACAUCCUCACCUUCGCCCGCGCCUCCUCCGUCCCCUGCGGCGUUCUCGAGCUCCUCGGCAUCGUCGACGACUCCCAGACGCCCGAAUGGGCCUCCAAGAACGACGAUAUGAGAGACCACAUGGAUCUGAUGAGCCGCCGCAUGCGCGAGCAGCAGAGCGCCGUCCAGGCUGAGUUGCGCAUGAGUCCCGCUGACCGCGAGAACGCCAUACGGGCACGCAUGCGGAAGGAGACAGACCAGCGUCUCGACGAUCUCCGAGAUAGGAUGCGCCGCGACGCCCAGCGCAGGGAAACCCGAACCCACGAGGCGAUGCAGUCCCCGAAAUGGGACGCCGCCCUCGUGGCCUCCCACAGCCUCCGCUGGCUGCAGCACCACGGCCACGUCUCCUCGGACCCCAUCAGCGGCUCGCUGCGCGCCGUCGCCGCGGGGCUGCUGCACCGGAUGAUCCUGGACGGGGUGUUCGCGGGCGAGAUGGGUGCCGUGCUGGACCAGUGGAAGACAUGGGCCGAAAACGGCGGGAUGCGCAAGUCGGAUUACGAGAGGCUGCGGGAGGGCCCGAAGAACUUUGCGCUGGCGAGCUUGUUGGUCGCGGUGAUUAAGGACGCGGGAGGGGCGACGGAGGGGACUUUGAGCAUGGAUUUGCAGGAGUGUCUGCGCAUGUGGCGGCAGGUAAGGUUAGGAUGA